Messenger RNA from Lates calcarifer (barramundi perch), 3932 nucleotides. It is a transcript of the gene lg17h19orf44, whose product is annotated as linkage group 17 C19orf44 homolog. The transcript has 10 exons. Bases 363 to 2528 code for a protein of 721 amino acids. The record is from RefSeq and is a predicted model, not a curated record. Lineage: Eukaryota; Metazoa; Chordata; Actinopteri; Centropomidae.
UUAAAGACAAAGAAGAAGACGAAAGAGGAAGCUCCAUGGAAACAAGGGACGCCUCCAUGCUCGCUAGCUACAAAGUAGGCAGAAUAUAGGUAGAAGUUGGUUUCAUUGUUCACUUUUUCACGUGAAACUACAAAGGGUUAUGAAGAGCCCUAAAAUGAAUCUAUAACGGACCUUAUCGGAAAGUGCGCUGUGUGUUCUUAGCUAGCUAACACGCUUUUAGCCACCAGCUGGCUAAUAUUACUGCCUAUAACGGAGAAUGAAACAGUACAGAACCUGGUUUGCUACUGCUAAAAUAACGUGAAAGCUGUUUAACAGUCUUUGACAGUUAGCCAAACAGCGUUAGGAAGAGCGUCGGUCUGAAGAUGUGGAAACGAGGAGGUCGAAGCUCUGCUCUGGACCGAGCUCAGGCUCUGCUGUCCGCCAAGAGGAACAGCGGGGAGAACGUGGGGUCUACAGCCCCAACAACACGGGCACACACUGGUGCUGUGGAUGGGUCUAUGAAAACCAGAUCUGCUCCCCCAAAUACCCACACUUUAUUCUCAGAUCUGAGUGACCUGUCCUCGGUCAGCUCAGCCUCUGAGAACAGAGCUGACUCUGCUGCUCCUGAGAAGAGCCAGGGAAGAGAGGGGGGUUCUACCAAGGACCUCAGGCCUCAGAACUCUCUGGGAGGAGGAGGGGGAGGGAGCAGGUUCUUGAAGAAGGCUCCGCCACCUGCUACCAACAGCAGCCAGACUCAAAUGCAACAGAUCUCUCAACCAAGAUAUGUUUCAUCUUCGCAAUAUGGCUCCCAGACGGCUGCUAUGAGUAGGCUGGCUCAAAUAGAGAGCCGCAUCCGCAGUUGGAAGCAAGCCCUGGAACAGGCUGGGCAGGGCAUCUCACCACCACCUGGAGCAGCCUCCCAGUCCCUGGAGGCCUCUAUGCCAGCCUCAGCACAGUCCAGCAGCGACCAGAGUCUUAAAGGGAAGUGUUUCCUCAAGAAGAGGACAGAUGUAGCUGUUGACAGCACUAACAUUGUUGCCUCAGGGUCUCCAAAAAGCCCAGAGGUUGGUGUCAGGUCCAAGUCCAGAGCCUCUGGUACUGUAAUCCCUUCGGCAGGUUUGGGUUUGAAGUCAUUGAGAGUAGUGAGAGGUGUGAGUCUGGAAAGUGACGAAGAGGACAUGAGGAAACUGCUUGGAGACUCUUUGGAUUCAACAGACAACAGCUUGUUAAGACCAGUGAGACCCUUGUCCAUGAGAACAGCAGGCAAGAAAAGUCAGAAGGUCCGCUCCACACCUCCGCCUGCUGCUGUCUGUCCUUUAUCUCCCUCAAACACAGCAUCACCUCACUCCCCCGCCUCUCCCUCUCACCAUCGUUCUCCUUUUCGAUUCACCGACCAAGCUCAGGCCCAGUUCAGCCCCUCUGUGCUCUCUCCUUCCCCUUCUCCUCCCUGUGUCUCCCCCUCUCCUCCGCGGAGACUGAACUCUCCUCACAGGCUGGGCAGUCCACAGCGUUCCCUCUCUUCUAUGUCAGGCCGCAGUGAGGUGCACUCUCUGGAGGAGCUCUUCCCUGUUGGGCCUGGCUCUGAAGAUCCCUCCAGUGAGAUGAGUUUAGUUUCUUCUGAAGACUUCAAGAUAAAUGUGAUGACAUUAGAUGACCUUGUCCCUGCUACCUUUGAGUUUACAGAGGAAACGCCAAGAAACAAGAGAGAAACCAAACACAGCACCCCUCCUGGAUUCCCCAACAGAUGUCAGCAGCUGCCAAGAUUGAGGGAGGUGGAGAAGGAAGAAGAUCAACAGCAGGAGGAGGAGCAGGUGCUGGACUACCAAAGUGAUUUUGAGAGUGAGAGCAGAACAGAGCCAAAUUACAGUGCCAGCCAGGUUUCAGAGCACUUGCAAGGAGAUGGGGAUGUAGCACAGGUGACAUCCGAGAUGAGGGAUGCAGCUUCGGAUUCAGACGUGUCCAGAGAGAAGACAGAAGAUGAUUACUCGAGCACUUUCUCUGACACAGCCUCACAGAUGUCACACCACAGUCAAACAUCAAAGUCAUGCAGCAGGAGCAGCGACUCCAGAUCCUCAGUGUCAUGUGGCAGCCGGACCUCAGUUCACCAGUCGAAGAGGCCUGCUUCAGCCAGAAAGGUUUUAAAAGAGGCAGCAGUACAGACCCAGCCUGAUACCAUGGCGUACACAUGGUCAACUGGUAUGGCUACAUUUGAGCCAUUACUGAGCAUGACCUACAUGAAUCCUACCCCAGUGGUUGCUCAUACUCUCAGUGCAGAAACAGUGGAAGCUCUCUGCAACUUCAAUCCAGCUAUAUUUGUACUCAAUGAGAUGCUGAAACAGCAGCUUGCAAUGACGAGACGGUUCAUCGAAAGCAGCCGACACCUUCACUCCAGCCUGGUGCAGAGCCUGGAACCACCAAACUACAGAUACACCACGUUGGAGGACACCAAGGAGUACAUCCAUAAGCACAGAUCUCCCAAACUCACAAUGGAGGAAGCCUUAGAGGAGGUGCUGCAGGAGAUGAGAGACUCAGACCACCACUGUACAUGACAGUCGAUGCUGAGGUGAAAUGGAUUACUGUACCCACAUGUGCAGCACAAGAGACAUUUGCCAUUUCUUUCUAUAAGAUUUAUACAUAAUUAAAUUCAAUUUUUCUAUGAGAUUAUAUUUGUUGUCGAUCAGUCACAGUGCAUACCACGAAGAUCAGAACUGAUUCUUCUGUAAAGUUCACUCUAAUAUUAUGAAUCUCUAUUCUCAGAUAAUCACAUCAUACAUUCAGUUUUAAAUGAGUUAAAAUCAUGUGAUACCAUCAUGUGUAGAUAAAUCAGAUUUUUUUAAAUGGAUUUAUUGAGUGAUUUGUAGAUGACACCCCCAUUUGCUGGUGAUAUAAUGUAAAGCAGCCAUGCUGUCAUUUGUAUGUAAUAAUGUGUUACACCUUCAUGACUGUCAUUCUGUUCUGGUUAACACAGAUGCCAAAAGAGGGAAUAAAAUAUUAAGAAAUAUGAAAAUGAGGCAAAAUGGUUUCUGUCCUGAACAUUGUUUAUUAACAAUAACACACCACACUUCAAUACUGUGUUUUUUUUAAAAGUUACUAAUGGAUAAAAGCGUAUCUACAUUUGAGAAACAUCCAUCCAUCAUCAGUUUGAGGGUUGCAGGGGACUGGACUCCAGUCCCAGCUGACACUGGGCGAGAAGCAGGGUACACCCUGAACAGAUCACCAGUCUGGAUAGGUUGUUUAACAUACAAAGGCAAUCAUUCACACCUACAGGCAAUUUAGAGUCACCAGUUAACCAAACCUGCAUGUGUUUGGACUGUGGGAGGAAGCCAGAUUGCCUGCAGAGAACCCACGCAGGCAUGGGAAAACAAUUCUACACAGAAAAGGCAAAUCGGGGUUCAAACCUGAAACCCUCUUGCUGUGAGGCAACACCGCACCACUGCUGCCCCGCAUUUGAGGAACAGAAUAACUAUGUUUUGCUUUUUCAUGGUUUUUAUUAUUUUUUUCACUCUAUUUUGAUGGUGAUAGCAGUGAGCAACAGGAAAAGCACGGGAGAGUGAGGGAUGACAUGUAGCAAAGGGCCCAGGCCAGAUUCAAACCUGGGCCCCUGCAGUAAGGAGCUAUUCUGGACCUGUGGUAUGCACUCCCAGGUGGCCCUUAUGUACAUUUAUAAUUUGAGCAAAACGUCUACACUAUCUUGUUCUGCAGGCUUUCAGUCAGAAACUUUAACUGGACAAAUACAGACACCUCCAAGUGAAGUAACAAAAUGUUUAUUUAAAAAAUAACGCAUUAAGUAUGUGUACAGUCAUACCAGAUUUUCCAAUCUUCAUCACUAACAGUAACUUGAAAUGUUCUAAUGACUCAUGCAGGAUUUGACCUGAUCUAAAGACAAAUUCCAAGGCCAGGCUCCAGAAACAUUUAUCAGUGAUGUGGGAGGGUGAUGUGGAGUUGAUGGGGUU